AUACCACCGGCGACAGCCAGUGCGGUACAAGGCGUAUUUUCCAGAAAAAAACCUCCUAAAAUCAAUCACCUCUAUUUUCCCACCUAUUUUCUCUUUUCUUUUCUUUUUUUGUCGGCGGUUUUUCACUACAAUUUUCUUUAUAGCAAACUUCUUCUUAAUAAAAACAAAAAUAAUCCGAAAAAACGAAACAAAAUAACGUGAUCAGAUUCCAUUCUCAGCUCCUAACAAGAAUUAAUCGAAGGAAAAAAAAGAAAAAUCGAGUUGCUUAUUUCCUUCUCCUUUUCAAUUUGAUUAAAAAAAAAAACAAUCGGCAUAAAUCAAUAUCUCCGUGGAGUAAUGGAUAAAGGCAGCAGCGGAGCAGAAAUGGCCGGGACGGUGAUUUCUUUCAAAUUGAAAGAGGCCUCGAGCUGGUGGCACGAUAUUAAUGAAUCACCGUUCUGGCAAGAUCGCAUCUUUCAUGUCCUAGCCGCCCUCUACGGUCUCGUCGCCGCCGUUGCUCUUAUUCAAUUGAUAAGGAUACAAUUGAGAGUUCCGGAAUAUGGCUGGACUACGCAGAAGGUUUUUCAUUUUCUCAACUUCCUCGUGAAUGGGGUUCGAUGUCUACUAUUUGUUUUUCGCCGGAAUGUAGAAAGCAUCCAUCCACCGAUUUUGCAACAUAUCUUCCUUGAUUUCCCAAGUCUGGCAUUCUUCACCACAUAUGCGCUUCUGGUUCUGUUCUGGGCAGAGAUUUACUACCAGGCACGUGCGGUAUCUACUGAUGGACUCAGGCCAAGUUUCUUUACAAUUAAUGCGGUGGUUUAUGCCAUUCAGAUUGCUAUGUGGCUGGUGUUGGCUUGGAAAACUAUUCCAACUGUUGCCAUCCUAUCAAAGGUGUUCUUUGCAGGUGUGUCUUUGUUUGCAGCUCUUGGUUUUCUACUCUAUGGUGGAAGGCUCUUCUUAAUGUUGCAGCGAUUCCCUGUGGAAUCCAAAGGGAGGCGUAAGAAAUUGCAAGAGGUUGGCUAUGUAACCACCAUAUGUUUCUCAUGCUUCCUUGUUAGAUGCAUUAUGAUGUGCUUUAAUGCAUUUGAUAAAGCUGCAGACCUUGAUGUGUUGGAUCAUCCGGUUCUAAACUUCAUAUAUUACUUGCUGGUGGAGAUUUUACCUUCUUCUUUGGUUCUUUUCAUUUUGAGGAAAUUGCCUCCAAAACGUGGUAUCACACAGUAUCAUCCCAUACGUUAAAAGAAUUGGAGGUAAGUGUAUGAUGGAAUGGAAUUCUCAAGAAUGGCUUAUAUGCUUCCAUUCACUUUGGAGAUGCUAUUGCCUAUCAUACUAAGACAAGACAAGGGAUAGCCAUAGUUGAGUUUUUGUUAUAUUGGAGUCUGCAAGCUAAUUUUAUGGAAUGUAAAAUGUCAAUUGUUCAUGGUAGGAGGCCAUGUAUGUGCUGAAAAAGCAUGACCUUCAAAGUACUUGACUGUGUUACAGUUAGUGUUCUAAUCUGUGCUGGCUGCAUGUCUUAUGCUUGGUGCUCUGUUUCUUUCUAUAACUUUGCAAGCAACCAUGCACAAGAAAUAGUGGGAAAAUUGUUUGUUGUGCCUUAGGCUUGUGCUGUUUCUUAUACUGGACCCGUCAAAUGUUCUUUGUUCUCUCCCA
Molecule: messenger RNA, 1629 nt
Organism: Populus nigra (black poplar)
Lineage: Eukaryota; Viridiplantae; Streptophyta; Magnoliopsida; Malpighiales; Salicaceae
Product: protein TOM THREE HOMOLOG 1-like
Exons: 11
Coding region: 337-1218 (293 amino acids)
Source: RefSeq, a predicted model, not a curated record